AUGACUCAAGCCGGGCAUUACAUUUCCAUCUCCGAGAAAAAUAAGAAACUUAUCCUUGCUAUUUUUGCUUCUUUCUUACUAGUUGCCACUAUAAUUGCCAUUGUCGCUGGUGUAAAUUCACACAAAAACUCCACCAAAAAUGCGGCUGCUCAUGCCCUACUAAUGGCCUCGUGCAACUCCACAAGAUAUCCUGAUUUGUGCUACUCAACUCUUGCCAGUAUCCCCGGAGUAGCCGACAAUGCGGCUGUCCCAAAAAAUGUUAUUCUAGGUUACAUAAACAGUACUGAAGAUGCUAUCAAAGAGAAAAGGUACGAAGCGGAUAAGCGCCUAGCCACCGGUGACGUCAAGGAACCAGAAAAGGGUGCUCUCCUUGAUUGUAUUAACAAUUACAAUAGCAGUCUUGCUGAUUUAGGCAAGGUUUCAAAGGCACUCGAUGCCAACCCCGACAAGAAACUACUUCAUCAACAAAAAUACGCUGAUGAUCUCAAAACCCAAGUGAGUAAUUGCAAAACCAACCAAGACUCAUGCUUGGAUGGUUUCUCUCACUCGCUGUUUAAGAAGGUCUGGCAGGGUUUAUUUUCUGGCGGUAAACAUGAUGCUGGAAUGAUGUGUAGUAAUGCACUGGCAUUGCUCACAAAAUUGAUCGAAGACACUAACGCCAUUGCCGAUGGACUUAAGACCGCAGACAGGAAGCUCAAGGAGGACAACGAUAGCAAAGAAGGGUGGCCGGAGUGGAUGUCAGAGAGCGAAAGAGGGCUCUUGCAAUCAUCAUCGUUGACUCCAGAUGUGGUGGUGGCAGUUGAUGGCAGUGGGCACUAUAGGACAGUAUCAGCUGCAGUUGCUGCUGCUCCCAGCCACAGCAGGAAGAGGUACAUUAUCAAAAUCAAGGCAGGUGUCUACAGGGAAAAUGUGGAAGUACCAAGUAACAAGACUAACAUCAUGUUUCUUGGAGAUGGAAGAAAAACAACUAUCAUCACAGGAAGUAGGAAUGUAGUUGCUGGCAGCACCCCCUACCAUUCUGCAACUGUUGGUAUGUCCAUUUUUUCCCUUCUUUCUGACUGCAAUUCCUUUUUCUUUUCAAUUUUUUCUAUGAAUUGA
Messenger RNA from Dovyalis caffra, 1098 nucleotides. The record is from the annotation of a GenBank genome assembly. Lineage: Eukaryota; Viridiplantae; Streptophyta; Magnoliopsida; Malpighiales; Salicaceae.